Messenger RNA from Harpegnathos saltator (Jerdon's jumping ant), 1219 nucleotides. RefSeq lists its product as uncharacterized. NCBI's taxonomy places the organism in Eukaryota, Metazoa, Arthropoda, Insecta, Hymenoptera, Formicidae. The transcript is spliced from 5 exons. The record is from RefSeq and is a predicted model, not a curated record. The coding region runs from base 217 to 879 and encodes 220 amino acids.
AACUCGACUCGGCACUCCAAAGUACACAGCCUCCGCGAUUGCAGUGGUGUGCUUUCUUACGGUUCCUGCCACCGUCGCCGCCUGAUAUCCAUUCCUCGCCGCGGCCUCGCGCCCAGUGGUUAACAGUCGGCCACAGAUCGGUGCUUUCCACACGUCGCAGCCGCAGAAGGGCACGACAUCCGCAGGGCCAGCCAGAAUCCACGGGCCGUCGGCAUCAUGAAACUUACGUUGUUCACAAUAUUAGCCCUCUGUAUAAUAGCCGUCAGCAGAUCAGCCGAAGAAGAAUAUGAUUACGAGGAAGAGGCGGCAGCAGCGCCGGUGACGCCGGCGCCAACGAAGCCAGCAGGUGGUCGGCUGGGAGGCCUUCUUUCCUCGAGAGGACGUGUCAAUGUAGCAAAUGUAGGAAAGAAAAGAGCGCCAGCGGCUCAGUCGACGACGUCGAAGCCGGUGCCGGAACAAGCGGCCGAAGAAGACAUAGUCGAAGACGAAGACGUGCUUGAAGAGAGCGAAGAACACGAAGCUCCUACGACUACGACCGAAGCUGCGAAGAAACUUCGGAACGGUGGCGUCCGGCCCUUCAGAUCAAACGAGGAUCUUCUGGCUGCCUUGAAGAGGAGAAGAGCCCAGACCGGACCCAGUAGUCAUCCACGAGAAACCGCCGCUACGCAUUCCGCAGUAGAAUACACCACAGCUAAGUCAAAAGCUACCACAAACAACCGUGCCAAGGCCAGCACAGGUGGCGAGGCUAGAUCGUCAGGACGGGGCAGGUUCGGAGGAAGAGGAAGUAAGACUGUUCAGGAGGAGGUCGAAGAGACCCAACGGGAGGAAAUUCAAGUGAAACCCAAAAGCAACUCUUACCGCAGAGGUGGUCGAUCAUAAGUUGAUCACUAAGCCGUAAUGAGAUUUGCCCAAACUCUCGUUGACUUCUUAGAAACACAAAUUGUUGGAAUGCACGACACUUUACCUGCGGCCAGAAACCGUCGUCUCUUUCUUCUCUUUUUCUUUCUCACUGUAAAGCAUCAAAAGUCUUCUUCAAACGACAUCGUCGAGUUCUCGGCGCGGAUCAAAGUCUCAAUUUCCGCGCGUAUCGAGACUUCCGAUAAUACACAAUUAACGUUAAACAAAGGAUCGUGAUGUACCUCUGGCACGAGUCAUACCGAGGCAUCUCGUCUUUCCUCGAAGAACGGCAGCUUCGUUCGCGUGUUAUAAAAAUAUAUAU